AUGGAUAGGAGUUGGAUGCGGUAUACUACCCGCUGUUCAAAGCGAUUUCAAGAAGGUGUUAAAGAAUUCAUGAGUAUGGCAGUUAAAUGUGUGGAUGUACGUGGUAUGAUAUUGUGUCCAUGCAAAAAUUGUGCAAAUCGAUGCUAUCGUCCUAUUGACAUGGUGAAGGGUCACUUGUUCAUAUUCGGAUUUAAUCCGACAUACACUCGAUGGAUUUUUCACGGUGAAGAUCAGUUUAGGGUAAAUACUUAUGCAAAUGUGCACACUGAUGCAAGUGAAAUGAUAGAGGAGGUUGAUGCGAUUGAAGAAUUGUAUGGCGAUGUUUGUAUGGGGACUUUUCUAGAUGCUAACAUAGGAGAAUCCUCUACUUCACAAGGUCCCACAACCGGCGCUAAUGAAAAUAUCAACUCCUUUUAUCGAAGGUUGGAAGAUGGGCUUUGUGAACUUUAUCCAGGCUGUAAGAAAUUCACAAAAAUUGCUUUCAUACUAAAGAUGCUUCAUAUAAAGGCGAUCUGCAAUAUAAGUAACAAGGGGUUCGAUAUGAUGAUUGACUUGAUAAAGAAAGCCCUCCCAGAUGGAGAGACAUUGCCAACCUCGUACAAAGAAGCAAUGGGAUUAAGGCGAGGCUUGGGCUUUAAUUACAAAAAUAUACAUGCUUGCAAGAAUGAAUGUGUGCUUUUUUGGAAGGAACAUGCAGAUGCAGUGGAAUGCCCAAAAUGCAAAACUUCUAGAUGGCAUAACGACAAAGGCAGAAAAAAUAAAAUACCUCAGAAAGUCUUACGGUACUUCCCAAUAAAACCACAACUACAACGAUUUUUUAUGAUGAAAGAAAUAGCUGAAGAAAUGCGGUGGCACAAAGAUAAACGAAAAGAUGAUGGCAACACUUUGAGACACCCAGCAGAUUCUAUUGUGUGGAAAGAUUUUGAUAAAAGAUAUCACCGGUUUGCUAGUGAUUCUCGUAAUGUGCGACUUGGUUUAGCAAGUGAUGGUUUCAACCCAUUUGGUAAUAUGAAUACAACAUACAGUAUAUGGCCAGUAAUAUUAACAGUAUACAAUUUACCUCCAUGGAAGUGUAUGAAAUCUCCAAAUUUGUUGUUGUCCCUACUUAUCCCAGGGCCCACGUCACCCGGAAAUAAAAUUGAUGUGUAUUUGCAGCCGUUGGUUGAUGAUUUGAAAGAAUUGUGGAAUGAAGGUGUAAGCACGUACGAUGCAUUGACAAAAGACACAUUUCAAUUACAUGCGGCAUUACUAUGGACUAUAAACGAUUUUCCUGCGUAUGCAAACUUAUCUGGGUGGUCUACCAAGGGAAAGUUUGCAUGUCCAAUCUGUAACAAGGAUACAGAUUUUAGGAGAUUGAAGCAUGGGCAUAAGACGUGUUACAUGGGUAAUCGUCGAUGGCUUCCUCAGGGGCAUGUAUGGCGCAUAAGAAAAGAACUGUUCGACAGUACUGAGGAGCAUAGAUUAGAACCUGAAGAACUAUCUGGAGAUCAACUGCUGCAACAAGUUAUGGAUUUUAUAGGAGUGCAGUUUGGACAAGAAAUUAACUCAGAUAUUCAGUUGAAUUGGAGGAAGAAGAGUACGCUGAUGAAUAUUGAUGGGAAGACCAAGGACACAACCAAUACACGAAAAGACUUGAUGCUUAUGGGUAUACGUAAAGAAUUACACUUACAGAAAAAAGGUGCAACUUAUUUGAUGCCGAUUGCGAAAUACACCUUGACAAGAGAUGAGAGGAAAAGUUUAUGUGAAUGGGUCAAAGUUGUUAAGUUUCCCGAUGGGUAUGCAUCUAACAUUGGUCGGUGUGUGAACAAGGUGCCUGGUAAGAUUUCCGGUAUGAAAAGUCACGAUUAUCAUGUCUUCUUUCAACGCUUACUUCCUAUUGCAAUUCGGAAAUUUUUAACACUAGAAAUACAGACAACUUUGACAGAGUUGAGUAAUUUUUUUAACCAGUUGUGUGCACGAACAUUGAAAGUAGAUGUGUUGAAACAAAUGAAAGAAGACAUUAUUAUGAUUCUAUGCAAGUUGGAAAAGAUAUUUCCGCCAUCAUUUUUUGAUGUUAUGAUCCAUCUAGCAAUUCAUUUACCUCGGGAGGCUGAGCUUGCUGGUCCAGUACAAUUUCGUUGGAUGUAUCCAAUUGAAAGGACACUCGGAAAAUAUAAGAAGUAUGUGAGGAAUAGAGCGCGUCCAGAGGGGUGCAUUGCAGAGGGUUACAUAGCUGAUGAGUGCUCAAACUUUUGCUCCAUGUAUCUUAGGGGGAUUGAGACAAGAUGGAACCGUGAAGAGAAAAAUGUUGACAGUGGGGUGGAAGGAGUAGAACAACGCUUGGAUGUGUUCUCUCAACGAGUUCGGCCAUUUGGAGCAGCAUCAACUAUAAUACUAGAUCGUAAUGAGUUUGCUAAGGCACGAUGGCGUAAUGGAGAGAAUGUCUCAAAACAAUUAUAUCAUCUUGCAUGCGGGCCUGAUCAGCAGACUCGUACUACCCAAAACUGUGGUGUUGCAGUAAAAGGUGAGCAUGACACGUCGACAAUAGAGUACUAUGGUGAGUUGAAGAGAAUUUUGGAGUUGCGUUACCCCGGCCCCAAUAUCGUGUAUUUAUUUGAGUGUGAUUGGUGGAAUAUUGAAAAUUCAUCAGGAAUACGAACAGACCAAGGCUUCACUAGUGUGAAUACGGGUCGUAAAUGGUAUGAGUCUGAUCCUUUCAUCUUAGCAUGCCAAGCUGUGCAAGUGUUUUAUUUGGAUGAUCCUAAACUUGGUGGUAAUUGGAAAGUGGUGCAAAGGAUAAUCAAUCGAAACAUAUACGACAUUCCAAUAGUACAAGAGGGAGAUAAUGAAGAAGAUGACCAAGUUAAUAGUGAUAGUGCAUACCAGGAAGAUGAAUGUGUUGGGGGUAAUGUUGUGCAUGUUGGAGACACAAAUAAUGAAGAAUCAAUAGCAAUUGAUGGAUUAUAUGUGCAACUUGAUGGAUUAGAGUUCAUCAACGAUAACAUGUUGAAUGAGGACCAUGGCACAAACUCGGAUGAUGAAGAGGAGUUAUCUAGCCACGACGAUACAGAUCAUUUUCAAGCAACACUGAUGAUACGAACUCGGACUCUGAUGAUGAUGUGUUGA
Alnus glutinosa is the source of this 3105-nucleotide messenger RNA. RefSeq lists its product as uncharacterized. The transcript is spliced from 4 exons. NCBI's taxonomy places the organism in Eukaryota, Viridiplantae, Streptophyta, Magnoliopsida, Fagales, Betulaceae. The record is from RefSeq and is a predicted model, not a curated record. The coding region runs from base 1 to 3105 and encodes 1034 amino acids.